ACUCGCCACUGUGGGGAGCAGCUGAGUUUUCCAUCCGCUUACUGAGCUCUUGUUUUGAAAGAACCAGGAAGUCGUCGUGUUUGAUUGUUCUGGUCGGGGUCCGUUGACUCCUGGUCCUGGUCCGCUCAGCCUCCUCCGGUCGUCGCCAUGGUGCAGAUGAUGGAGUCGCAGUGCGAGUACUUCAUGUAUUUCCCGGCUGUGCCCAUCACGGACCUGUCGGACCCGGCCCGGUACCGCAGUCUGCCCCGCCGGAGCCACCUCUACCUGGGCGAGACGGUCCGCUUCCUGCUGGUGCUACGCUGCCGGGACGCCGCGGCGACACCGAGCGAGGCCCCCGGGGGCGCCGACGUCACAGCGGCCGGUUUCGGCACAGAAUCUCCCAGCAGCCGAGCGUGGCGGGAGCUGGCCGGCUCUCUGUGCGCCGUGGCCAGCGUGAGCCCGGGGGAGAACAGCCGUCACCGUGGCAACCAUCACCAGGACUACCAGAGCAGCGGCGACGAGGACGGCGAGGACGACUACAUGGCGGCGGCGGAGGCGGCCAUCGCAGCGCUGGGCAGCAGGGUGGACUCGCGCUGCCGCAGCUUCAGGGACUGCAAGCCGCUCCUCAUCCACAACUCGUCCGGGACGGCGGCCAGGGAGUUCCGCAGGGCUCCGGUUCAGUCUCCUCUGGAUGAGCCGGUCGUUCUGACAGACGAAGUGAUCUUCCCUCUCACCGUCUCUCUGGACAAACUUCCAGUCAACACCCUGAAGGUCAAGGUCAUGGUGACGGUGUGGAAGAAGGAAGCAGAAAAGGUGGAGGUGCAGGAGCUGGGAUACCUGAGCGUCCUGCAGCAGCGAGAACCCACACACACCUUCAGACACGACCUGAACACCUUCAAGGCUCAGGUGAGCACCACGCUGACCGUCCUGCCGCCUCCCACCGUCCGCUGCAAGCAGAUGACGGUUUCUGGGAAACAUCUCGCCGUCCUAAAAGUCCUGAAUGAAUCUUCCCAGGAGGAGCUCAGCAUCCGGGACGUCCGAAUUCUGCCCAACCUGAACGCCUCGUACCUUCCCAUGAUGCCGGACGGCUCCGUGCUGCUGGUGGACAACGUCUGCCAUCAGUCCGGUGAGGUCGGCAUGGCGUCUUUCUGCCGCUUGGACAGCAGGGCCUGCCGCCUUCCCAGCAUGCUCGGCGCCCUGGAGGAGCACGACUUCCUGUUCCAGCUGCACCUGAACGACGUGCCGCAGGACGACUCUAACGAGGGCUUUGAGGUUCCUUUGGUGGCGGUUCUGCAGUGGUCCACUCCCAAGAUGCCGUUCACCAACUGCAUCUACACCCACUACAGGCUGCCCAGCAUCCGUCUGGACCGGCCGCGGUUCGUCAUGACCGCCAGCUGCCCCAGCUCCGUCAAGGUCAAAGAGCACUUCAAGGUCAAAUACGUUCUGAUCAACAACCUGCAGGACUUCCUGGCCGUCCGGCUCGUCUGGACCCCUGAAGGUCGCGGUCGGGGCGAGGACGCAGCGCUGGCCGCCGUAGUGUGUCACACGCCGCUCAGCAACCUGGGCCAUUGCCGCAGAGGAAGCACUCUGUCCUUCAGCGUGUCCUUCCAGAUCCUGAAACCAGGACUGUACGAGCUGAGUCAGCACAUGAAGCUGAAGCUUCAGUUCACCGCUUCUGUCUCCAAUCCGCCGCCUGACGCCCGGCCGCUGUCACGUAAAAACAGCCCGUCCAGCCCCGCUGUGCGGGACCUUCUGGACCGGCACCAGGCCAGUCUGGGCCGAUCGCAGUCCUUCUCCCACCAGCAGCCGUCCCGAUCGCACAUCAUGAGGACGGGCAGCGCCAUGGAGCGGCGGGCCAUCACGCCGCCGGUCGGUUCCCCGGUCGGCCGGCCGCUCUACCUGCCGCCGCAGGACAAGACGCUGCUGUCCGUGGAUAAGAUCGCCAAGCGGGAGUGCAAGGUUCUGGUGGUGGACCCGGUCAGCUAGGCCGCUCAGCUGGACCAGAACCACCAGAUGUGAAGCUACUGAGGACUGGAAGCGCUGAUGGUGGAAACAUUCCGUCCACUCAGAGACUGAUGAAUAUUUAUUGUUUUAAAGUGUUUGCAGCAUUACAGGUCCAGAACAUUUCCUGAACGUUAACAGAGUAUUAUGGAGGUUUUGCUCAGUUUGCUGCUGAUUUGGAGGGACACCCGGCAGGCAGACGGGUUCUGGAAACCGGAACCGGCCCCGUUUCCCUCGGAUCAGCACCAAGCUGCAGACGUCUACCUGCUGUUUUUAUUUUAUUUCCCGCUCUGAACCGGAGUCGCUUCUUAAAGUGUUACCUCAUUGUUUCUGGAGUAUUUAAAGGUUCAGGCGGCUUCAUGUGUUUACAAUCAGCACUGCUGUCCUUCCUCUCCAGGUUACUGAAUGUAAAGACCCGGUCCGAUCCUGUCCGGUCCGGGUCGGUCCAGUCCAGACACUGAAGAGUUCCUGCUGUGAUUCUACAAUACAGGCUGAUGUUUAAAA
This is a messenger RNA of Poeciliopsis prolifica (blackstripe livebearer), 2484 nucleotides long. RefSeq names its product trafficking protein particle complex subunit 14 (gene trappc14). The transcript has 13 exons. The record is from RefSeq and is a predicted model, not a curated record. Gene Ontology annotation, biological process: cilium assembly. Gene Ontology annotation, cellular component: TRAPPII protein complex. Gene Ontology annotation, molecular function: alpha-tubulin binding. Lineage: Eukaryota; Metazoa; Chordata; Actinopteri; Cyprinodontiformes; Poeciliidae. Bases 148 to 1965 code for a protein of 605 amino acids.